CCAGGUAGUGUCCUUAACUGGGAAUCAAACCUGGACCCUUCAGUCCAUAGGCCAGUGCUCUAACCAAUGAGCAGAUAGGGCAAUAAUGUAAAUUUUUAGGGACAAGCAAGGAACGAAGAGCAUCCAUUACGGGAUAGACAAGACACAGAGGAGUACAUGAAAGCUUCUCAUCUGCUGACCUAAGCCUGUCUGCCUGUUGUGACUCAGAACAGUCAGUGCCAGGCAGACUGGGAGUGUACACAUUGGGACAGUGUUAACACGAAACUAUGGCGAUCAGUCAUGAUGAGAUGAGAUGCUAUGAGAUGAUUCCUCACAAUGUUGAGGAUCUUGCCUCUAAUGAUUGAAGACGAUGUUGUCGACUUUUUUGUUGACACUGACAAUAACUCCAAUCCAACCUUUAUCCACAAUCAACAAUCCUCCCCAAAACAGUCUCAUAUGAAGAUUGAUGAAAUUACAGCAGCACACAGAGAAGACCUCAGGUGUUGAUGAUACGAUGAUACGAACAUUGCAUAUGUUCUAAAUCCAAAAUGCAGGAUUAGAACAGCAGUUAAAGCAAAAUAAUAGUGUCCAUGGCAACAAACACACACACUGGAUAGUUAUUAAAACUUAAGUGGUGUGACAUCCUACAAAUGGCAACUACAAAGAAGAGAAAAGUUGAUGCAGAGCGUCGAACUUUCCAAGAAAAAUGGACAAAUGAUUAUUUUUUUGUUGAAGUCAGAGGCAAACCUGUGUGCCUAGUUUGUGGCGAUAUGUUAGCAGUAAUGGAACAAGCCAGUCUGGAGCGUCAUUACAGCUCAAAACAUGCUAAACUUAGUGAAUUGGGAGGCCAAAUGCGUCUGGAUAAAAUCAAUGCUCUUCAGCGGAGUUUGGAAUUACAACAAGCUGCUUUCUCUAAGCCUGGUUGUGACAGAGACAAUGUUAUUCAGACUAGUUAUGUGGUGAGUGAGCUAAUAGCAAAGAAGCUGAGGCCUCAUGUAGAGGGAGAGUUUGUGAAAGAGUGCAUGGUGGCUGCUGCAGAGUUGUUAGCACCAGACAAGGUAAAAUUAUUUCAAAGUGUUAGUUUGUCUCGGAGAACUGUCUCAGAUCGGAUUACUGAUUUAGCACAAGAUAUUGAAAUGACAUUGAAGAAUUCUGCAGGAGAUUUCCAAUUUUUCUCUCUGGCUUGUGAUGAGACAACGGACAUAACAAAUACUUCCCAACUGGCUAUUUUUGUUCGUGGGAUAACUGCAGAGUUUGACACUCGAGAGGAACUGCUGUCACUGGAAGCCAUGCAUGGCACUACAAGAGGUGAGGAUUUGUUUGAGAGACUUGUUUUAUCAAUGAAAAAAUUUGAGCUAACAUUUGAAAAGUUAAGUGGUCUUAUUACUGAUGGAGCUCCAGCAAUGGUUGACUCGCAAAAAGGGUUAAUUUCAUUGGUCAAGAAAGAACUGAAUCGUCUUAGUCUCGACCCAAGUAAUUUAAUUAUAUGCCACUGCAUCAUACACCAAGAAAGUCUCUGUGCACAAUCAUUGCGGCUUAACAGUGUAAUGUCGACAGUAGUGUCAUGCAUAAAUUUUGUCAAAAGCAGAGGGCUUACCAGCCGCCAGUUUAAGGAGUUACUGAAUGAUCUUCACUCUGAGUACGGAGAUCUUGUUUAUAACUGUGAAGUGCGGUGGCUGAGUCACAGGAACAUGCUCCUGAGGUUUUAUGAACUGCGGGAUGAAGUCAGGCAGUUCAUGGAGAUGAAGGGAAAACCCGUCAGGGAACUCAUGGACAGCAAGUGGCUGUGUGAUCUAGCAUUCAUGGUGGAUAUUACCAACUACCUCUCAGAGUUGAACGUCAAGUUACAGGGCCCCAACCAGCUUCUCAGCACACUGCUUUCAAAGGUGAUAUCAUUUGAAGCUAAAUUAAGGCUGUGGAAAGUGCAACUGGAAAGGAAUAACACAAUGCAUUUCCCAACUCUGGAAGGACAAAAGCCUUCUACAACACUUGAAUAUGCUAGUGAAUGUGCAAAACUAAUUGAGGCAUUUAAUGAAAGAUUCAAGGACGUGAAAAGUAAACAAAUGGAAUUGGACAUCUUUGCUGCACCAUUCAAUGUAAAACCAGCUGAUGUGCCCGGUAACCUACAACAGGAAAUCUUUCAGCUGCAAAGCAGUGAUGAGCUGAAAACUAGGUACAACAACGUCCCACUGCUUGAGUUCUACAAACGUUACAUAAAUAACAACGAAUUUCCCGCUUUGAGGAGACAUGCUUUGAAAUAUGCAUCUGUGUUUGGAACAACUUACUGCUGCGAGCAGUUCUUUUCAAAACUUACCAUAACAAAGAGUCGAUUGCGCUCCAGACUGAUCUACACAAACCUGGAAAAGCAGUUGCGAGUAGCAACUUCAUCAAUACCAGCUAACAUCACACGCCUCACCCAGGAGAAGCAGUUUCAGCCAUCACAUUAGGGAUUGAAGUGGUGCCAUGCAGCAAGAAGCAGUGAGAUGCAGAGUUCGAACCAGAAGGCCUGACAUGGCACUUUAUGUACCUAAAGCUCGAAGGGGUGUAGAACUCCUCAAGACAGGGGAUGAGGAAAAAAGCUGUGAUUCACCUAAUUCUGUGGUGGAAGAAGAACAAAAAAAUUGUCCCUCCCAAAAGGAGAUCUUUAGAGAAAAACCUAAGACUCAAAGAUUAAAUAUUUAUUCUGAUAAAAAGGAGCACAAUCGAAAGGAAGGAAAGAAAUCUUCAACAAAAUUAAGAAAAGACACGUACCUUCAAGAAAACAAUGAGGUUAGGAUUUGUACUAAGAGAGGAGCCACAGAAUCCAAAGAAAUACUAUCCCAAGGACAUCAGCAAGGAGUCCUCAAUUCUGGCACUGUACCUACUGUACCUUUACAAAGACAUUUUAAACCAAAGAAGGCGGAGGUUGAAACCACAGAUGUGACAGGACAUGAGAGGUUGCCUCUAUCUCAGUCUUGUUCAGAAAUCUGUGAGGCUCCAAUUUUAAACAAACCAUUCCAAAACGUGGAAUUCUGUGAUUUCAGUAGGCUUGAACUAAGUGGGGAAACAUGUGAAAACAGAGAUUUAGAAAGCAGAAAUGAAACAAAUGCCAACGUAGAAAUACAAUAUCAGUUUCCUGGAGUUUUAAGUUGUGUUUUGAGACCAGAGAGUAUGAUCGGACCAGUAAAACUAAGCUCUGAUUCUGAAAUUGUGCAACAAGGCAUGCAAACAUCAGGUGGAAUGUUGAAGCUCAGCAGUAGAGGCAUCACCACCGUUCCUAUUCCUGGAAGUCCAGAUGGUGUCACUGACCAACCUUGUGUAGACUUUGAAGCUGAGAAUGUUGGUGACAUAGCCAAUAGUGUAGAUUUCAUCUUGGGUCAGAAAGGUAUAAGUUCCAUUCCUGAGACAACGGGUCACAUCUCUUAUAAAAUGACUUCAGUCAACACAUUAGAGAGCACAGAUGGCAUUUUUGAUCCAACGAUGAUUAGAGAGUGUGAGGAGAAUGACAACACUGCUGAUGAGUUAUGCAUAAAGUGUGAGCCUUCUGAUACAGCUGCUCUUGCUCAUGAAACAGAUACAGGUAAUGGACUUAAGAGUGUAGGUGACAUUACAAAUAAGUCAUGUAUGAUGGACAUUACAGAUACCAUGUCUGAUCAAGUAACUGUAGACAGCCCUUGUGUCGUUGCAGUUAGAAUAGCUGGUGAAGCCUAUAGCAACACAAGUAGUUUCUCAGAAUAUUUAGAAAUGAGUACAGAUACAACCCCUUUUCAUGUAGCUAGAGGUGGGAAUGACACUGAAAAUUUCAGCAACCUCACUGCUUGCUCAGAUAUUUACGCUGAGAGUAUUUCAUGUAGUUUCACAGAGUCAACAGGAAAGUUGACAGAAAGCUCAUCAGAUUGUGCUUCAUCCUUGCCUAUAAAGAAGAUUGCUGGUGGUAAUUGUAACAUCUCUUUGGACUCUGAACUCAGUAUGUUAAAUGGGACAAAAUUACUUUCAGAUAGUGCCUUGGACAAUGAUCUAGAUUGUAUUAAUGAUAUAACAGAAGCAUUGCAUGAACUGAAAACUGAAGAGUUUAAAACAAAAGAGGAAGAUGACUCAGAGAAUAUAGAAUUUGGUAUAUCCUUUCCUGGUGUAGAAUCAGUUUCUGUAGAGACAUCUAUGGAACCGAAAAUGAUAGAAACUUCCCACAUGGAGGAAAGUACAGCUACUGAGGAGAGCUGGGAGUCCAUGUUUAAUGAUGAUGGUGACUGCCUGGAUCCACGUCUUCUACAAGAGUUGUCAGGGAAUAUGAAGAAUACAAAUAGGAUCCAGGAACCUAGAUUUGAUUAUUAUAAUAAUGAAGUUCCUGAUAUUGACCUCAGUGAUUGUGAAUUCCCACAUGUCAUUGAAAUUUAUGACUUCCCUCGAGAAUUUCGUACUGAAGACCUCCUACGGGUUUUCUGCAGUUAUCAGAAGAAAGGAUUUGAUAUUAAAUGGGUAGAUGACACACAUGCCCUAGGAGUAUUCUCCAGUCCAAUUACAGCUCGUGAUGCUCUGGGUAGUAAACAUACCAUGGUGAAGAUCCGGCCCUUGUCACAGGCCACAAGAGCAGCCAAGGCCAAAGCUAGAGCUUAUGCUGAGUUCCUCCAGCCAGCAAAGGAGCGGCCUGAGACUUCUGCAGCCCUAGCUAGAAGGCUAGUCAUCAAUGCCCUUGGGGUUCGAAGUAAGCAGAGCAGAACUGAACGGGAAGCAGAACUCAAGAAACUGCAAGAAGCCCGAGAAAGAAAACGGUUGGAAGCCAAGCAACGAGAAGACAUCUGGGAAGGCAGAGACCAAUCUGCAGUUUGAACAUCACUCAAUGGAAAAGAUAAUUCCAUGAAUUGAGAAAAUAUUUCCAUAGUCUUCAGAUAAGAAGAUCCUUCCAGAGCUCUGUGUACAUGCAAAUGUGCAUGUUAAGAAAGGGAUAAAGUGAUCAUGACAAGGACUGACUGGUGUAGAAAGAAGAUAGACUACUGUCUGUCUUCAUUCCUAAAUGCAGUUCUUUGGAAUCACCUUAUUGUGUUGGGCAUAGAAGGAGCCAACAGCUAGUAAGAAACUUGGAAAGUAUGACUUCCAGGAGUCCUCUGGACAGGGAAAGUCAUGUGAGCAUGGGUCACACUUCCAGGAUGUUUUAAGCAAAUACGAAACAGAGGAUUUAAACCUGUGAUGAUGGGAGAUUUAGGCCCUGCGAAACCAGGGUGUUCUUUAGUACCUCACAAAGCUGAGAACAGCAAUAUUGAAGGGGAAGGGAGGGAGCAGUAUCUGGUAUACUUGGGAUUUACAGACUCUACACUGCCAGUUCCAGAACUCCCAAAUUGGCGAACUGCAGCAGAUGAGGGUAUUUGGACUCCAGAGUUGUACGGAGAAGCUGAGUGCCUGGGGCUUCUCCAGCUGCACAGCAGCCAGGGACAUGCCAGCUUCAUUCCUCAUAGGAAGCCAGUCUUGGGAGCUGUAUUCUAGUUCCAGCUUGAGUCAUCUAUCAUGUUGUAAUUGGGAGACAUUAAAGUCCAUUUUAUGACCUAGA
Pipistrellus kuhlii (Kuhl's pipistrelle) is the source of this 5500-nucleotide messenger RNA. It is a transcript of the gene R3HCC1L, whose product is annotated as R3H domain and coiled-coil containing 1 like. Bases 2443 to 4785 code for a protein of 780 amino acids. The transcript is spliced from 7 exons. The record is from RefSeq and is a predicted model, not a curated record. NCBI's taxonomy places the organism in Eukaryota, Metazoa, Chordata, Mammalia, Chiroptera, Vespertilionidae.